Messenger RNA from Austrofundulus limnaeus, 3996 nucleotides. RefSeq names its product replication factor C (activator 1) 1 (gene rfc1). Bases 107 to 3619 code for a protein of 1170 amino acids. Gene Ontology annotation, molecular function: DNA clamp unloader activity; ATP binding; ATP hydrolysis activity. Gene Ontology annotation, biological process: DNA replication; DNA repair. The transcript is spliced from 23 exons. Gene Ontology annotation, cellular component: nucleus; DNA replication factor C complex. The record is from RefSeq and is a predicted model, not a curated record. NCBI's taxonomy places the organism in Eukaryota, Metazoa, Chordata, Actinopteri, Cyprinodontiformes, Rivulidae.
CACAGCGACAAAACCGCUUCGCGCCAAGCAGCUGAAGGCUGUUUUAUUUCUUAUUUGUACUUUUUUUUGUUUAAACAGUGAUUAAACUACGUGAAACGGGUCCAACAUGGAUAUCAGGCGGUUCUUUGGACCGGUGUCAGGGAAACCUGCUGUGCAGAAACCAGCCCCAAGUGAAAACAUCAAACCAAAGAAGAAGAAGAAAAAUUCACUGUCUUCAGAUGAUGAUCUGAAAAAGAAAAAGAGCACCAAGGUUAAAAGCUCCAAAACAGAAGAACCACAAAAGGGGAGUGAGAAAAAACGAAAGAAGCGUGCAGUCAUAGAAUCAGACUCAGAUGAGGAGGAGGAGCCAGUGCUGAAGUCAAAGAAAUCCUCCAAAAAGAAAGGAGCGGCCAGCAAAGCAGAACCUCCCUCUAAAAAGGAUCCUGUUCAGUAUGUUUCUGAAACAGACUCAGACAGCGACAACUUUCUGUCCUUGAAGAAAGUUUCCAAAACCAAACCGAACGGCACGGCCAAAGCCACGAAGCCAGAUCCAGAAAGUUCUCCCUCGGGAAGCAGGGAUCAGGUGAAAUCUCCCAUCAGGCCCUCCUCUAGUCAGGCCAGAGCUGGGCUGAAGAGUCCUCCUGUGCCCACGACCCCCAGGUCAGCGCCGCCUCCUCCUCCGCCCAAACAAACACCCACCUCCGUGUUCGACUACUUCGGCAUGGGGACGAUCCGCCGCUCGGACAAGAAGCUGGUAGCCAGCGCCAAACGAAAGGCGCCGACUCCAGACUCGGACGACCUGAUAAGUGACGAGGAAAUGGCUCGGCAGCUGCAGAUGGAAGAGGAGUUGGAGCUGGAAAAACAGGUCCAUCAGGACGAGGAGUUUGCCAGAACUCUGUCCAUGCUGGACUCCGAGCCGCAAACCAAGAAGGCUCGCAAAAGCUCUGAAGAGAAGCCGGGUCCGAGCACAACCCCCAAAAAGAGCAGCACGGCUCCCGCAGCCGUCGGUGGCACAGGCAGCCCCUCGAAGACCAGAGGAAGCUGGUCAGAGGUCAGGAGGAGUCCGAGGACGACUCCCGUCAAAACCAGCUCCAAACUGGCGAUGAUGAUGAAGAACGACGAGGCGAAGGAGCAAGGAGCAAAGAAAAAAACGCCCACUAAAAAUAAAAUUUCUCCCAAAAAAGAGCCUCUUACUUCACCGGUCUCAGACAUGAAGUUCACACCCAAAACAGGAACGCCACGAACAGAACCGAAAACCUCUCCCAGGAAACCUGAGGUCACAAGCAUCAGUCCUGAGGACGCAGAGAAGAAGAAGCUGCACUCCUCAGCUUACAGAAACUACCUGAACAGAGAAGGACCACGAGCUCUGGGAUCCAAGGAAAUCCCGGAGGGAGCAGAGAACUGUUUGGAGGGUUGUGUGUUCGUGCUGACGGGAGUCCUCGAGUCCAUGGAGAGAGAUGACGCCAAAACUCUGAUUGAGCGCUACGGGGGCAAAGUGACGGGCAACAUCAGCAAGAAGACCUCCUACCUGGUCCAGGGCAGAGACAGCGGAGUGUCAAAGCUGGAGAAGGCGGAGAGUUUAGGCACCAAAAUCCUGGAUGAAGAUGGUCUGUUGGACCUGAUCCGAACCAAACCAGGAAAGAAGUCAAAGUAUGAGAUUGCUGCAGAGGCAGAGAACCAUGCUUCUAAGACCAGGACUCCCCCCAGCCACACCUCAAAGAGCACCCCCAAAGCUCAGAAGAUCUCCCCCUCCAAGGGAAACUCCAGGUCUCCCCACACCCCGAGUCCAUCCAAGACCGGACAGGCGCGGGGUCACGGUUCCAGGACCGGGGACGGCGGCACGCCACCCGGGAGGGGCUCAGGUCACACGGCUCGGAGGGAGCUGGGCCUGCCUUCCUCCUCAGCCCCAGGAUCCUCCUCCCCCUCACCGACGGGGGAGAGUCUCCUUUGGGUGGACAAGUACCGUCCUCAGUCUCUGAAGGCUGUGAUUGGCCAGCAGGGGGAGCAGAGCUGUGCCAACAAGCUGCUCCGCUGGCUGCAGAACUGGAACAAACAUCACGGCAGCGGCAGCAAGCCGGCAGCAGCCAGGUUCGGUAAAUUCGGAGGAGGUAAAGACGACGGAUCAGGGUUCAAAGCUGCUCUGCUUUCUGGACCUCCAGGAGUGGGGAAGACCACCACAGCUGCACUGGUCUGUGAGGAGUUGGGCUUCAGCUACGUGGAGAUGAACGCCAGCUGCACCCGCAGCAAAAACAGUCUGAAGGAGGUGGUCGCAGAGUCGCUGAACAACACCAGUAUUGAAAAUUUCUACAAAGGUACAUCGCAGACAGUGAGCAGUAAACACGUCAUGAUCAUGGAUGAGGUUGAUGGUAUGGCCGGUAAUGAGGAUCGUGGAGGAAUGCAGGAGCUGAUAAGUCUGAUAAAAACCACAAAGAUUCCCAUCAUCUGCAUGUGUAACGACCGCAACCAUCCGAAGAUCCGAUCGUUGGCUAACUACUGCUUCGACCUGCGGUUCCAGAGACCGCGAGUGGAGCAGAUCAAGGGAGCCAUGAUGUCCAUUGCUUACAAGGAAGGCAUUAAGAUCCCGCCUCCAGCCCUCAAUGAAAUAAUCUUAGCCUCCAAUCAGGAUGUCAGACAGGUGAUCCACAACCUGAGCAUGUGGUCGGCCAGAGACAAGGUGAUGACGUACGACCAGUGCAAGUCGGACGCAGCCAGCGCCCGUAAGGACAUGAAGCUGGGCCCGUUCGACGUCUGCAGGAAGGUGUUCGCCUCUGGGGAGGACAGCACCCGCAUGAGCCUCAUCGACAAGUCGGACCUGUUCUUCCACGACUACUCGCUGGCGCCGCUGUUCGUCCAGGAGAACUACGUGCACGUCCGUCCAGCCGCCGCCCGCGGAGACUUGAAGGCACACUUGGUGCUGCUCAGUAAGACGGCCGACUCCAUCUGUGACGGUGACCUGGUGGACAGACAGAUCCGCUCGAGACAAAACUGGUCGCUGCUGCCCACUCAGGCCAUCUAUGCUAGCGUAAUCCCAGGGGAGCUCAUGAGGGGCUACAUGGCUCAGUUCCCAGUCUUCCCAAGCUGGCUCGGCAAGAACUCCUCAACUAAUAAACACGCCCGCAUCAUCCAGGAGCUGGCCUGUCACAUGAGCUUAAAGACGAUGGGCAGCAGGCAGGCGGUGAACCUGGACUACCUGCACUACCUGCGGCUGAUGCUGCUGCAGCCGCUGCAGAAGCACGGAGCGGAGGGCGCCACGCAGGCCGUGCAGCUGCUGGACCACUACCAGCUGAUGAGGGAGGACGUGGACAGCAUCAUGGAGACCAGCGUGUGGGGUGGACAGCCUGAUCCUUACUCCAAACUGGACUCCAAGGUGAAGGCGGCGUUCACACGGGCGUACAACAAAGAGGUUCACCUGACGCCGUACUCCCUGCAAGCCGUGAAGAAGGCUCGCCGUGGCGGAGGCUCGGAGUUAGGAGGGGAGGACAUGGACCCGGAUGGGAAUGGGUCCGAGGACGAAGGGGAGGAGCUCCAAACUGACGCUAUGAUCAAACAGAAGAAGACUAAAACUACGAAAGAGUCAAAAAAGAAGAAGGAAGACUCUGGGAAAGGUAAAGGAAAGGGGAAAGGCAAGGCUAAAAAGUGACAGACUCAACCUUUCCUCUGCCCCAACAUGGAUCCAGUUACAGACAUGAAAAUGAAGAGAAACUGAUAUUAAACUCAGCAACUUUCAUCGCUGAGAUCCAACAUGUUGACUGACGCCUCAUUACUGAACAAAUGUUGAUAUUAGCUGCUUGUUUAUUUAGUAUCAUGUCUGAGUACAUCUGCAGCUGUACAUCAGGAGAGUCUCAGUUUACAGUCCUGGCGCUGUGGAUGUAAAUAAUGACACCAUGACUGAGAAGACUGUUCCAUUGUUUGUUUGUUUUUUUGCCACUGCUAAAUUGCUUUUGUAUUACGGUUUAUGCCGAUUAUCUUUUUCUUGUAAAUUGCAAUUUUACAAUAGAGAAACAUGUUGCUCAUUAA